Messenger RNA from Dermacentor andersoni, 3137 nucleotides. RefSeq names its product chymotrypsinogen B-like. The record is from RefSeq and is a predicted model, not a curated record. Gene Ontology annotation, biological process: proteolysis. Lineage: Eukaryota; Metazoa; Arthropoda; Arachnida; Ixodida; Ixodidae. Gene Ontology annotation, molecular function: serine-type endopeptidase activity.
UGUGCGUUACGAGCAAAGGAAAGACAAUUCUAUUUUCUUUUCUCAUUAUCAAUAACUUUUUACAGCGCCCAUCGUAAGAGGGGGCGUUGACGCCGCUAUCGCUUGCAAAGCAAUGCAGCUCUUGAAGUGUGCAGGGAGGCACGCUCGUAAAGUUCGCCUGUUAGAAUACGCCUCCCUCACACGUUGUGCUGGUUUGCUUGUUGACGUUUGUCUGAAUUUGGCGACGCGGGUGGCUUCGUCGUUUGUCAACCUGUUCAGUCAAAAGCAGUGAGUUACGACCGCCAGAUAAUUUUUUACUUUAGUUGCUUUCGUGUGACUGCGCAGACUAACGGGCUUGGUGUUUGACGAUUGAACCAGAACUCCGUACGUAGAGCUUUCGUCGCCCUCCAAAGAAAUUAUGUUCUGUUCAGGGGUGUGAUUUCGACACCCGUACGGCUGACCGUUUUUUUUUUUUUUUUUUUUUUUUUGCCUCGCUUUCCGCGCUGAAAGCUCGAAACGCCCAUCAAGUCGAAUGGCGGGGCAUUUGAAUACACAGCUCUGGUGGCAGGCCACGAAAACAAAUUUCGCGUCUUUGAGAACAAAAUGACGUCGACUUCUGUUUUGAACGGACAUGGCAUCACAUUUUUUUCUUCCGCCGGAAGUGUUCCCUCCACAUACGGAUGGCGCUAAGCCCCGUGAACAUCUGAACAACCGCCAUGUUUUGAACGUAUGGGCUUCUAUGGAGGCUUCGCUACCAGGUAUAUUUACCUUGCGCAUGCUACGUGGUCGCACAACACCGCGCCACGGUGCGUUGUAUCUACGCUUCACCAACAUGCGUCGUAUCUGCGCCUAAUUCGCCAACGUGCACCUGAAGAGCAUGGAUGCGUACAAGAGGGACCUUGAGUUGCCUAUCGCGUGUUUUUAACUUGCAGUGCGAUGCGACAACUAUUUGGUUUUAUUCGCCUCUCCCAAAUACUCUGCACAAGUACAGCGCUAUUUUCUGCGGAAUACUCGCCGACAACCGGCCACGUUUGUGAACGUCUUCUUUUGGAUCCAUAUGGCUCAAGAUAUUCCGCGGGCCAGUCUAUCAAGGUCAUUUUCUUGUGAAGUAUGUUGAACUCGAUCAAUGUUUUCAGUUAGUCCGGGUCUUUUUUUUCAUUUUUGUUAGCGCCUUUUAUCUAUACUUCAUCAUCUUCCCUUUUUUCCCUCUCCUUAUGUUACCCUUCACACCUACCCCAACACGGAAUAGAACACAUUAUUUCAGGACGACUUCUCAGCUUUACCCUCGCAGUCUCUCUCUCUCUCUCUUGACUAUAAGAUCAAUUAUAUUACCCACAAUACUUGCUGUAGCAUCUUAUAAAAGCGAUGCAUAAGGUGAGAUAAAGAAAACUGUUGGCCGCUGUGCUGAGAUACAACAUGCAGCCAGUUACAACUUAAGGACUGUUUCGCUGCUUCAAGAGAGAGAGUGUACUUAAUGAAAAGCUGAGUGGCUUCGCAUGGGUAUGAUCGCGUUCAUCGCCCCUCAGCGAGAAGUGCAAAAGCCAACGGAACGAAAGGAAAACUCGCCCUGGCAACUAGGCACCCGACCAACAUCACAGACUUGACUUUCCUGUCACACACGUCGAAUCACUCACUUGGCGUUCGCAAGGACGCUACCCUCCACCAAAAAAAACAAAAAAAAGAAACACUCACACACACAUCAGGCAAAGCGUGCGAGAAAACCCAUGCCAUUCGUUGAAACGUUUCCGUACGCAAUAACAUUCACGUACCCCUUGUAAAGUACCUUCUCUUCGCCCUCCCGCAACCUCUCCGUAUAUUUUUUUUUUUGUUCGUGUUGUUCCCCGUGUUUUUCGUCUUCCUCGGCGUUUCUUCACUGCUCAAGGACUUUGGCCUCAGCGCGCCGUAAAUUUGUUCUCGACACCGUGACGUCACCCUACCGCCGUAUGCGGUUCGUUCUUGCUUUCUGACCCGUCCGCCGAAGCAGUGCCGCAAAGUCAGCGAGCAUAGCAGAAGAGAAAGUUCCAACUCGGCACAUCUCAAAGCGAGCACUGCGGCGUCAGACCGCGUGGGCCAUCGAGGCACGAGCGACUUGGGCGAUGUAGAAGAAGAAUCUUCCAGGCCUCCGACAUGGCGCUCGCCCGUCUUGCGCUCUGCCUUGCCGGGCUCCUGACUGGACAGCCGUGGUCACUGGUGGCGACGCAGAGAGCACCAAGCCUGGAUUCAGUCAGAGGACACAGCAGGUGUGGCCUGAAUGCAGACACCAAGGUGGUCGACGGCGCCACGCUGUCCACCAACAAGUACCCGUGGGUGGUGCGCAUCUCCACCUACUACACGCCCAUCGAGGGGUUCGACCAGAACGGCACCGACUCGUGCUCCAUCCUCAAGACUGAGAUGAGCAAGAUGAGCAGCGCCCGGCUGGUCAGCAAGAACAUGCAGACCAUCGUGUCCCUGUGUGGCGGAACGAUGAUCACCCGGAGGCACGUGCUCACGGCCGGACACUGCCUGCUACCCGAGGAGUUCAAUCCUCGCUACGUGGUCCGGUACGGCUCGUCCCGCACCUCCCGCCAGGCGACGGCGUUCGUGAGCAAGGUGUUCAAGCACCCGAACUGCCACCUCGUGAACCAGGACCGCGCCGUGGACGACAUUGCCAUACUCGUACUGCGGACUGCACUGCCUGUGUCCCCGGUGUGCCUGCCCCGAGCCGGUGCACCACUGCCCUCGCACGUCACCGUCGCCGGCUGGGGCAACACGAUACCGAGCAUCGACUCCCUGCAGCUGCCUGAGCUGCUCAAGGAGGCGCAGAUGGAGGUGGUCUCCAAGGACAGGUGCCAGGAGGAACACUCGUACGCAAACCUGACGCACCAGAUAUGCGCCCAGCCGGCAUCCGGCUUUCCGGGAGUGGGGGACUCAGGUGGCCCGCUGAUGACCAAGGGCUCGUCCGGCGAGUGGACCCUGGUGGGCGUCGUCUCGUGGGGCAACGAGACCCGGUUCCGGUCCUCGCCCUUCGUCUUCUCGGACGUCUCGGCGCUCCUCACGUGGAUACACGACAUCGUCGCCAUGCCCGUCUGGUAGCCGCAGCAGGAGGAACUGGACACAUCGCGUGCGGGGCGGGCCAUGGCUGGCCUAAUAAAGGGAGUCACCGGCGUUGUUUCAGUUUA